CAAAUGCGAGUUUCAGGUUCUUUCUCUCUCAAUCAAUUAUGGCAAUUCAAGUUCGCUUAUGUAGUACUCUCAUUUCCCUCCUGGGUUUCCUUUCCCUCUCCUCCCUUUCAUUUGAAUCAUCAACCUCAGAUAAAGCACAAGUUCCAAAUUUCGCUUUCAGUUGGUUAAAUGACAACAACAAAUUCCAAGCUGGGGAUACAGCAGCCAUAAAGAUCAUAGUACUGGGAGAGUUUGACAGUAAAGGAAAUGUUUCACUUGAUAAAAGUGCUUUCAAUCCUACCCUUACAGUUAAUGGGAAGAGAGGAAAUAAUUCUUUUGUGUCUGGGGUUUUCCUGGAUACUGCAGGGGAUACCAGUACCUGGAGAAUUCUCUUCACUCCAAUCAGGGUUGGGGUUUUUAAUGUCUUUAUCAAUGAUGACUCUUUCAAAGUAUUUGAUUCAUCUCUCCAUUUCGAAACUGUGCCAGGUAAAAUUUAUCCAUCUGUCUGCAUAGCUUCAUGGAUGGGAUUUUUAAACGAGUUUGAAGCUGGGGAGAGAGCUACAGUUUUUAUUGCUCCUAGAGAUGCAUUUGGGAAUAAUGUUUCUUCAACUCGUGAAGAAUUGCGUCCCUAUAAUUUUACAUUGUGUGCACUUUAUGCAAAUGGUUCCCUUGCUAAUGUGCUAAACAUCACUCAUAUUGGCUGGAAUGGGCUUGGUUUUAUUAACAUUGAGUUUAUUGUGGCAAAAGCUGGAAACCUUCUAUUGCAUGUGAAAGGAGGAAAUCAAACCUUGAAUGGCUGUCCACUUCCAUUGAAGGUGAAUCCAGGGCCUCUGGAUGUUUCCAACUGCCUGCCAAAAUGGAAGUUUGAGACAAACGCUUGGCAAAUAUUUUCCAAAAUGGAAAUUUUUAUUCAUCAAAAAGAUCAGUAUGGGAAUCUUGUUUCUGGAUUAUACGAAUUUGAUGCUGAUAUUAUUGAAAAAGAUACAAAUCUGUCUAUACCUGUCGCAGAUUUGUACUUUGAAGACAUGGUACCAGGAAUACAGUUAUUCUCUUUCAGUCUAUUGGAACCAGGAAACUUCUUGCUCACUAUAUCUAAUUUGAACCAUAAUAGAAGCAUCUCCGAUAUGCCAUUUGCUUAUACUGUCUUUAUAGGUUAUUGUGAUGGAUCAGCCAGCAUUGUCAACGGAUCCGGUUUAAAUGAUUCCGUUGCUGGUGAAAUUGCACAGUUUUCGGUUUAUUUGAUUGACAUUUAUCAAUAUCCUGCUUUUGUUGAACUAGGAAGUAUUAAAGUGCAGAUUGUUAGGGAGAAUGAUUCCUAUAAUGUGCAGCCAAGCAUCUUUCCAAUCAUCCAUGGGAAUGGACCUGCUCAAGAACUCAGCUAUGCUACUAUCAGCCAAACAGAAAUUUCUCCUGCACCAUCUGAUGUUCCAAGGAACAUUUCUGCUGGACACUCGGAAGUUCUGGCCAGUGCUUUUAAUGUGAUUUAUACUGCUGAGAAGAGUGGAAUCUAUGAAAUAUAUGUAUUUUGUGGAAAUAUUUUACUGAGUGGUCACUCAUUCAGAAAGGAAGUUAGAGCAGGUGAGGUUAAUGUAUCUCUUUCAAAAGUUGUGAAAUUUGCUCCCAAGGUGCCAAAGCUUAUUGAGAAUGAAAUAUGGGUCCAAUUGAUGGACACAUUUUCUAAUCCUGUCCUGUCCCAACAGUCACUGCUGAAACUAGAGAUUGCUUCAGUCAACAGGUCUGGUUUUUCGACUGGGAUGUUUGUAGAUAAUGAUGAUGGGUCAUAUACUUGUCAAUAUAUGGCUAGAGAUGUUGGAACCUAUGAGAUGUGUGUUUCAUUUGAUGGCAUACGUUUCUCACCAUGCCCUUUUGGGGUCAAUGUGUAUGGUGGUGAAUAUUUUCCUAAAGCUUAUGAUGAUAAAAUUUCUGUGUGGGAGGAUGAGUCUAUUGCUUUUGAUGUUUUAGCAAAUGAUUACUUUGCUGGACACAAUGCAAGCAUUGUUGAAUUUUUGAAACCAGAUUAUGGUUCACUUUUACAGGAUGGACAUUUCUUUAGAUAUACCCCCUAUCAAAAUUAUUAUGGGAGUGACUCUUUUAUGUAUACAAUAUCGGAUGUAAAUGGCAAUCUUGCUUCUGCUGCUGUAAACAUUUCUGUUCUUAAUAUCCCACCCCAGUUUAUUUCAUCUCCAAGUCAACUGCAAGCAACUGAGGACAUGAUAAGCCCCAGAUAUGGUGGUUUCUCAGGGUUUGAGAUUAGGUCUUCUGAUCCAAUGGAGAACAUUUCUGUCACUCUUAGAGCAGACUCUGGAACUCUGUUUUUGUCUCCUAUGCUGAUGCAAUUUUGGCAUCCAAUUUGGGGGGAAUUUUCUGUCAAGAAAGAAGAUGAUGAAGCAAAGAGUUUGACAUUAGAGGGGUCUGUAGAUUUGAUGAAUCUAGCACUUCAGUCAAUUCAAUACCUCGGAAAUGAUAAUUUCAGUGGUGAUGAUACUGUUCGUGUUUCUGCCGGCAACAAGAAUGGGAUAACUGAUUUAGCAGUUCCAGCUUUUGUGGAGCCUAUCAAUGAUCCUCCAUUUAUUAACGUUCCCAAAUUUAUCACAUUGAAGGGCAAUGAGGAUGAGUCACUGAUCUUUAACAAAGCUAGAGACAAGUUUGAGUUUUGUGUUGGAGAUCCAGAUCUUCUUAACUUCCCUGGCAAAGAGUCUCGCUUUAUAGUCGCAUUUUCUGUUGAAGUUGAUGAUGGAUUUUUGGUAACCAGCCUACCAGCUGAACUUAUAGAUACAACUGAGCUGAGGCUAAUGAAUAGCUAUCAAUGGCAACCUCUUCAGACAUAUGUUACUAUCUCAAAGCGUUUUAUGGUCAAAGCUAAAGGAAUCAGAUUUCAGGGGACAAUUAUUGAUUGCAACGUUGUCAUGCAACAACUAUCAUAUCAUGGUGGAGAAAAUGGUGCUGUUUUGACGCUGAAAUUAAAUGAUAUGGGACAUUAUGGUUGUUAUUCAGAUUGUGCUGACAAUAUUUCAAUGCCUUUACAUGUCAAGGCUUCUGUAAAUCUUAUCCGAAAAAGGCCAAUGAGUUCAUUGGCAGUUCAUACCCUUGGAUCAGCUGUCAUUAUUGAAUUUCUUAUGGUUCUCUCUUUUGGAGUUGUACUUCUAUUCUUCACAUGCAAAUGUGCAAUUCUUCUUGUGAAUGAAAGAAGCAACUGCAAAUUCCAAAACUCUAAACAGUCUGGUUUGCGAAAUUUUCAAAAGGAAUCUUCAAGGGUUGAUUUAUCUGAGAAAACAACUGAAUUCACUGGUGGUUGUUCUCGACUUCUCUCACUCUUCCAUCGACCUUCGAACUUUCGACAGCGCUCUUGCCGUCACUUUGGAGUCAGAGAAUCUGGCCUGGAUGUACAUAGCCCCUCUCAAUCUACUAGUGGUCACCGUCUAAAAAACCUGCCUAGUUUUAUGCCACUUGCUAUUGAGAAGGUUUCAUAAACAAGAAGUUGAUCUAUUGUGUGAAAUUAUAAACCAUGCGAUGUAGACAUUCGAGGAAUUGAGAAGACAUUAGAUUGUUUUACUACUGUUA
Hevea brasiliensis (rubber tree) is the source of this 3540-nucleotide messenger RNA. Its product is annotated as protein GAMETE EXPRESSED 2-like. Gene Ontology annotation, biological process: actin cytoskeleton organization; pollen sperm cell differentiation. Gene Ontology annotation, molecular function: actin filament binding. The record is from RefSeq and is a predicted model, not a curated record. Lineage: Eukaryota; Viridiplantae; Streptophyta; Magnoliopsida; Malpighiales; Euphorbiaceae.